GUAGUCGAGAAUCUGCUUUUGUACACGCCAUCUCCUCUGCUGGAGUUGUUUUUGCCAUCACCAGGGCAUGUAGCCAAGGGGAGCUGAAAUCCUGCUCUUGUGAUCCCAAGAAGAAAGGCUCUGCCAAGGACAGCAAGGGCCAUUUUGACUGGGGUGGCUGCAGUGAUAACAUUGACUAUGGCAUUAAAUUUGCCAGAGCCUUUGUGGAUGCCAAAGAACGGAAAGGAAAAGAUGCCAGGGCACUGAUGAACCUUCACAACAACAGAGCUGGAAGGAAGGCUGUGAAGCGGUUUUUGAAACAAGAGUGCAAGUGUCACGGUGUGAGUGGAUCCUGCACUCUAAGGACCUGCUGGCUGGCCAUGGCAGACUUCAGGAGAACAGGAGAUUACCUGUGGAAGAAAUACAAUGGAGCAAUUCAGGUGGUCAUGAAUCAAGAUGGCACGGGUUUCACUGUGGCUAAUAAGAAAUUUAAGAAGCCAACUAAGAAUGACCUGGUAUACUUUGAAAGCUCUCCAGACUACUGUAUCAGGGACAGGGAUGUAGGCAGUGUUGGCUCUGUCCAUGACAACUACCACAAUUUCUGGAGAGUUGUGCCAGCCCUUGUGGGAAGAGAUAAAGUAUUGGUGAUGCUGUUAGCUCUGGAUUUUCCUGCUUCAGAGGUUCGAUAG
Messenger RNA from Zonotrichia albicollis (white-throated sparrow), 668 nucleotides. The record is from RefSeq and is a predicted model, not a curated record. NCBI's taxonomy places the organism in Eukaryota, Metazoa, Chordata, Aves, Passeriformes, Passerellidae.